AUGGAUCACCCACCGAAUCCUCCAAUUCAACCCAAGUUGAAAGUAGAGAGAGUACAAGGUGAUGUAGCUGGAGGACAUGCUCUAACACCUCCUCUGAAUGCUAUUCUGCUCGGAGAUGAUAUUGAGCAGGAAAUUAGAGCUUAUGCGGCCCCAGCAUUCUUUGACUUCAACCCAGUGAUUGUAGAUCCUAUUAUUGAAGCCGAUAGAUUUGAGCUAAAGCCCGCAAUGUUUCAGAUGCUUCAGAUCUUUCAUGGGCUUGCAUCAGAAGAUCCCUAUAGGCACCUACAGUAUUUCAUGCAAGUGGCAAAUUCAUCCAAGGUAGAAGAAUUCGUGAUAGAUGCCUCAUCAAACAAAGCACUAUUGUUAAAGCAUUAUGCUGAAGCCUUCGAUAUUUUAGAAGAAAUCUCGCGCAAUAAGCACCAGCGGUCAAAGUCCAGGGCCGUUUCAUCGACGACAUCUAAGGGCUUGGCAAAUGAUGAUGUGGUGGCAAAUUUAAAUUCGAAAAUUUCAAAACUAGCAGACAUUGGGAUGAAGAGCAUAUCGCACUCAGAUGCUGGAGCUUCCAAAGCUAAAGUGAACAGUAUGCAGAAUGUCUCAUGUCCAUAUUGCAAGAGGGAGCAUCAUUUUGAAGAUUGUCCAGGCAACCCACCUUCAGUGUUCUAUUUGGGUAAUCCACAGCCAAACAUGGGAAAUAAUCAACAGGCCGCUCCAAAGCAUCCAGAGACUAUGACCUUGGAGGAUAUGUUUAAAGCAUAUAUGGCAAAGAAUGAGACUUAUAUGAUGAAGAAUGAUACUACUAUUCAAAGUCUAGCUGCAUCCUUGGGGAAUAUAGACAUGAAGACAUUAACUCAUGUAGAUCCAAAUGUUCCAGCAAUCCAUAAUGUAUUAAAUCCAGAAGACGAAAGUGAGGUAGACAGGACAUCUAUAACCAUGAUAGUUAGAAAAACAAUGACAAACAUCACAAAGUUAGUGAACAGUAGUGAGCAAAUAGUGGAACCACAAGGCAACACAAGCGAAGAGGUCAACCCAAUUUUCAGGACAGUCAACGUUGGAUCAUUCGUGCCCAAAGAAUAUACCCCUAUGCCUCCAUAUCCCAAAAGGUUGCAGAAAAGGAACCAAGACACUCAAUUUAGAAAGUUCUUGGAUGUGAUGAAGCAAUUGCGUAUCAAUAUUCCACUAGUGGAAGCGCUAAAGCAGAUGCCUACAUAUGUGCGGUUCUUGAAGGAUAUUCUCACAAAGAAGCAUAGGUUGGAUGAGUUCGAUAUGGUAUGUUUAACCAAGGAAUGCAGUACAAUCUUAUCCAGCAAGAUACUCGAGAAAAUGAAAUACCCAGGAAGCUUCACGAUACCAAUUGCAAUCGGAGAUCAAAAGAUUGGGCAAGCACUAUGCGAUCGGGAGCAAGCAUCAAUUUGA
Molecule: messenger RNA, 1413 nt
Organism: Momordica charantia (bitter melon)
Lineage: Eukaryota; Viridiplantae; Streptophyta; Magnoliopsida; Cucurbitales; Cucurbitaceae
Source: RefSeq, a predicted model, not a curated record